Molecule: messenger RNA, 1116 nt
Organism: Prorocentrum cordatum
Lineage: Eukaryota; Dinophyceae; Prorocentrales; Prorocentraceae
Source: the annotation of a GenBank genome assembly
AUGUCCUCUGGCCACGUGGUGCUGGAGGGCAAGAUGGCCGGAGGAGUGGCUACGGCCGCGGGGAAGGGCACGGCAGGGCGCGACGCCCACGCCGUGCGGAGCCCCGCCUCCGCCUUGCGACUCGCGCGGCGGGGGAGGCAGGAGGCGGCUAAGGCGAAGCAGUGCGGAGUGCGGUCGACGUUGGAGAAGCGCAUCAGAGAGCUCGAGAGCCAGCUGGAGGCUGCCACGAAGGAGCUGGGGCGCCUUGGCCUCGCGCAGCAAGGAGUGGGCGAGCUCGGAAUCCAGACCCAGACGGACCUCAAGCUCCACCAUUUCGAGGUCAGUAGGUUGGACAACGACGAUGUGGCGGACUACGAGCGGGAGUACUUCGGAACGCUGGGCCCUGACCAGACGGACGCUCCGGAGGUCGGCAGUGGCGAGCAGGGCAGCGACCUCGAAGAGGAAGGGAUCAUCGUUCCGGACACUGACGUGCAGGGCAGCGACCUCAAGGAGGGCGGCAGCGGCGACCAGGGCAUCGACGUGCACGGCGGCGACCUCCUCCUGAAGGACGGCAUCGGCGUGGAGGGCGAUGGCCUUAAACAGGACAUGGUCGUCACGGAGUGCGCCAGCGGGCAGGGCGAUGACCGCAUCGAGGGCUACAUCGAGAAUGGCGCUGGCGUGCUCGGCGGCGACCCCGAGGAGAACGGGAUCGACGCGCGGGUCACCGGCGGGCCGGGAGUCGUCUUCGCCGAGAGCACCGCUCUCAAGGAGGACGGGGUAGGUAUUCAGGGCAUCGACGCGCAGGGCAGCGGAUCUGAUUUGGCGAUUGGGCCGGAGCAGGCUUCGCAAGACAAGUGGGUGCACAAGUGGAAGGGCCAGAUGUCGUUCCUCACAGACUACGACGACGGUACAGUCGUCGCCGGCGGGGUGUACUUGGAGAUGGUUGACCGUAUCAAGGGCGCCCUCAUGACGGCAGCCAACCCCAAGGAUGUGUUGGUGCACGUUGAGGCGAUCGCCAAAGAAGUUCAGAGGUUGGCAGAGGUCCACAUAAAGUUAGGGCGGAGAGCAGAGGCGCGGCGACUCAUCACGGACGGUCUCGGCUUCGCGAGGCUCUCGGAGAAUCUGGCUGGGAGAUGA